CAAAGCUGGCAACUUUGCCAGAGAGACGGACUUUAGUGUACACACUUGUGUGGCUGAAGAGGACAAUUGUAACCAGGGUGAUUGGACAGAAUAGGUGGAAAGGGCCAGGAAAAGCUGGAAAAGUGAUAUUGUACAUUGUCAGAGUAUCUAAGGACUGUCUCUCUCCGGUUUGAAUUCAAGGGGGUCUGGCAAUGUCAAACACAGGUACACAUAACAGCAGAAACAAGAGAGUUCUAAUAAAGACUCCCAAGCAAUAUAUUUUUAUUGUGGUCUGAAGAGAGAAGGAGAAAUAGAAGAGACAGAAAAGAGAAAAAAGAAAGGAGAAAAAGAAAGGGAAAGGGAGGGGCGUUCUUGCAUUAGAAGGUGCCUGGUUUCCUUACAGUUGCAUUUGAAGGGUGGAGGAGAAAUCCAUCAUCUAAGAUCAUCUCAACAGGACAACACGUCUCCAUCGCUCAAUCUCACUUUAUUGAUUCGUCAGUCCAUUGCAAGGAUAAAGGAGGACCCUGCUGCGAUGAAGAGACCUCACGAUUACAGUUCCCCACACUCAGACACAGAUGAAUUGAUCGAUGUCGGACAGGAGGACAGCUACUGCCCUGUCACUGGGUCCAUGUCUCCAGGCAGUGCCUCACAGAUCCUGGCUCGGAAAAAGAGAAGAGGGAUAAUUGAGAAGAGACGCAGGGACAGAAUCAACCACAGUCUGUCAGAGCUGAGGAGGCUCGUUCCGAGUGCCUUCGAGAAACAGGGCUCGUCUAAACUGGAAAAGGCUGAGAUUCUUCAAAUGACAGUGGAUCAUCUGAAACUGUUGCAUGCCAUGGGUGGCAAAGUCUACCUUGAUGCUCGUGCCCUGGCGGUGGAUUAUAGGAUGUUGGGGUUCCGGGAGUGUUUGGGAGAGGUGGUGAGAUACCUCAGCUCUCUGGAGGGGGUUGCAUCCUCAGACCCCAUCGGCGCCCGCCUCGUGUCCCACCUCAGCCACUGCGCCAGUGAGUUGGACCCUCUCCUCCAGAGCCCCGCUGCUCUGUCUUUCCCUCCCUGGCCCUGGCCAUCCUUACCUCCAGCCUCCUCUGCCCCCUUUCCCCCCACUUCUCACCAGGAUCUGGCCCCCCAUUCCACCGGCACCCUUCUGGGCUACCCUUCACUGAGCAACCAGGGGGCGAUAUUGAGUCCAGCUCUGACCUCUGUGCGUCGAUCGCCCUCUAUCCCCAGCCAUCCUCAUAGACUUCAACAGCAUUUACCAAAUGGACCCACAAUCCCAUCACCUCUCCAGUCUGUUACACCACCCUCAUCAUCUUGCUCUACCUCCUCCUUUUCCACUGGCCCUUCCCAGGUUUCCUUCAGACCCUUUGCCCCUCUGGGUUCUCCAGUCUCAUCUCGCAGGGGUUUGGGUAACUCCAGUAAGCCCGCAAAGGCAUGGGGCACAGAAAUAGGGGCAUUCUGAUGAAUCUUUAUGGAACAACUUGGAGUUAUCACAGACCAUAAGGAAAAAUAUAUUAUUUGGACCCACACAUGACUAUUACCAAUGAUCAUUAAUGUAAGCAUUAGGAAAAACAUGCUGUGUUGUAAACUUUAAAUUACAUUGUUUAUUCAGUUCUUUCCACAGUUCUCCAAUGGCAUUCAAGACAGAAAAAAAACUUUAAACCAGGCAGGAAUAAUAUUAUCUGCAGAACCAUAGGUUAAUGUCAACCUUUGAAAAAAAUACAUGCAAUGUAGACUCCAAGAGAGACCAGAUGAGAUUAAAUUUGAAGUGUGUACACUGCAAAAAAUGAUUUUCAAGUAAUUGUGUCUUGUUUUCCUAUAAAAUUAUCUAAACAUUCUCAAAACGUGAUUUAUUUGCUAGUAAAGCAAAAAGAAAAAAGAGAAAUUGUAAGAGAAAUCUGACAAAAUUAAGCAAAUUUUAGACAAAGAAAAAAGAAACAUGUUUUUCCUCUGAAUUAAGUUUAGUUUUCUUACCCCAUUGGCAAACAGUUUGUUCUCGUUUUAAGCAUUUAUCUUACUAGAUUCGGUUAGAUUUGUCUCAAAACAAGACUUAAAAUCUUAAGGAUGUUUGCUUGUGAAGUAAAUAAAUCACGUGUUAAGAAAGAUACAAUUUGUAGAUCAUUUUACUGGAAAACAAGACAAAAAUACUUUUUGCAGUGUAAUUUCUGUAUCACUACCAUCACUAAACAGAAAUGCAAAAAACUAUUUUAUCAAAAAGUUAGCCCCACCCCAACACUCAUGCCAUUGGAUGAGCCAAUGUCGCUGUGUCUGGAUGAUUGGGAUGCCACAGUAUUUUCACUUUUCGGGAAAUCAGUUAACAGUCAUCUCCAUAUUAAACUGGCAUAGGAGAAAAUAUUUUAACAUCGAAAAACUAAACUCACUUCAGCUUUAAGGAACUGCUCAAAGCAUUCAGUGCUUUGAAUUUAGGAUAUUAAGUCCUAAUACUGGAACUCUGAUCAUUUAUGCAUAUAUACAUACGUGACAAACAUAAUAGAUCAUACAUUUCACAUGAAAAUUCUUGAGAAGAUUACAUAAAGAGAAAUGUGCCUUAUCAAAACUUUGUUCCUCCUGAGCUAUAUUGUGAUGCUUUUAUGUGACAGUGCUCACUAAUUUGUGCAUGUAUAUCAGGCCUGCAGUAGAUGUCACCACUUGAGCACAAUCUGAGUCAUACACAUUAUUUUGUGAGCAUUUAACAUCUCUCUUUUCCUGGUUCACAAAAUCAAUAGAAAAGCAAUUGUCUGUUUUGUUUUUGUGUGUAUGUGUGUAUUCUGUACCCAACACCAGCUGAGUUAUUUUACUGAAAAAAGAAAAAAAAACUAUGUGAGAAAUUAAAAGCUGAGAGAUCCCAUAGUACACAAAUGGCUUUUCAUCUGAAAGACUCCACUGGGUGCCAUAGAGCAAGGUGCCAUUUAGAGAGCAUGUUUUCUUUAGCUGUCUCCAGAGGGGGUGACGGGAACACUGCGGUUAGGCAGCCACUCAGUGAAAACAUGGUGGCUAUUGGCCCUAUUCCUGCAACAGCAAGAGGAAACCAGGCGCACUGGGUGCUCUCUCAUUCCCUAUCCCAACCACCCUCCAACUACAGGCUGUAAUUAGAGUGGAACUUCACUAAUCCUCACUCUUCUAAACACACACAGGAAAUAAACUAGAUAUCUAAGCACAUAUCGUCACACUUUUACAUUACUGAAAUGAAUGUGUAUGUAAUGAUACAUACAGGUACUGUACAACAACAAGAGAUAGAAUUGUGCAGUUACACUCACCAAAACAAGGGCCAAUUAUUAGCCAGUUUACACUUAGUCACUUCAUGUGUCUUGAUUGUGGGCAUGCACAUUCCAUUUACACCUGGUCAUAUAUAUGCAUCUCUCCAAAAAUAUAAAUCCAAUCUAUAUUCCUGCACUAUAUGCAAAUAUGACAGUUUACUACCACAAUGACGCUAAUAUCGGGCCGGUAAAUCUUGCUGUACUUGAUGUGGUUUAUGACAACAAAAAAUAGGAGGUGGCUAAAAUUGCUAAAGUUGCUUUGGCAAUUAUGGUACAAAAGGCAAUGCUCAAGUGUGGAUUGUGGGGCUCCAAAACUUCAGUAUACUGAUGUAAACUUCUGUUUUGGAGGAGUUUACAUUUGUGUCCUAAACAACCAGAUGCAUUUACACUUGGCCUAAACAUGUAUUGUAUGCAUCUCUAACCACAGCAUUAAUAUGUCUCCUUUCCCGAAAGUAUCAUUUACCCUGGGUCAUUUCAUGUUCAGAUAGCUAUCCAGUAAAUAAAAAGUUAAACGCAUGAAUUAACCAAGUCUAAAUACCCUACCCUCUAUGUCUUACUUGAGGACACCCUUGGAACACAGUGGCACCUUUCAGACAACACAAUGGGAGAUACAGUAUGCAUCAUUAAUAAGACAGUCUCAAAAAAGGAUUGGCGUUGUUGACCAUGAAAACUGAAUAAUGCUGUGUUCUACCAACAAAAGAGCAAUAACAACAAAACAAAUCAAAACAUCAAAGUGUUAGGCUAUGGAGAUGUUAUUUGGAAGUGAUGGUUUUGAAGGCAUGCAAGACUGUGUUUGGUUCUUGAGUUGUUAUUUGUUUGGUUGUGUGUUUUCCUCAGUUUAUACUUUAAAAGGGGCAUGGAAUGUGUGUAUGCUUGUUGAAGACUGUGGUGGGACUCUGCGUCUGUGAGGGUUAUGGCGCAACGAGGAAGCAUGUGGCAGAUUCCCAUGCGAGUGGCAUGCUGGAUGUGUGCGAUAAAGUGUAGAUAGUCUCGCAUGUGAGUGUGGUGCAUGUUUAUGUUAGUAAAUGUUUAGAAUUAUGUGUGUGUGUGUGUGUGUGUAGUUUUUCUUUGUUUUGGCACCAGCAGAUUCAGUGCUAUAACUACAGCUUCCAGUAUGGGCCACCACAAUCACAGGAGGCCAGCUUUCCCACGGGGAGGGGCCAAUGAAAAGAAAAAGAAGGAAUAUGCGGGAGAAAGGAUUAACCCAAACACAGGAACAGGAAAUUAAGAAUUCUGUAAAGAUUUUACAUUUGAAGAUUGGGGCUAGUUUUCACACAGUGAAGUUGUCACAAGGGCUAUAUCCCAGUAGCUAGAUACAAAAAUGUGUUUUCUCUAGAAGGGAUUUUGCAUGUUGUUUCAAACCCUCUUAAGUUAGAAUAAUUUUGUGAAUUCUAUUCUCUAAACUAAUAUUUCAAUAUCAUCAUACAGUAUUUUUGUAAUAGACAUUGGGUAAACUAGUGAACAAAACUAAACCACUCUUACAUAUAUUCAGGCAAGGGUCAACUUGUAAUGAAGGAAGAUUUUAACAGACAUAUUUAACUAUAUUCUCAGGGCAAGGGCAUUUUCCAUAAAUGUCAGGUCAGGGCAGGUUUUCACAUAUUCAUAGGGGCUGGUUGUCACAUGUGCUUAAAUGUAAUGAUUUUUCAAUUACAAUAUUUGUUGACCAAAACAAUGGCUUGAUAAUUUUGGUGUUUCAUUAAUUAUUUUGUUCUUUAUAAUUAUAACUGUUUUAUUUUCUCAAAAGCCUUAAAUAGGUUGU
Messenger RNA from Xyrauchen texanus (razorback sucker), 4989 nucleotides. RefSeq names its product hes related family bHLH transcription factor with YRPW motif like (gene heyl). Gene Ontology annotation, molecular function: RNA polymerase II cis-regulatory region sequence-specific DNA binding; DNA-binding transcription factor activity, RNA polymerase II-specific; protein dimerization activity. The transcript is spliced from 5 exons. The record is from RefSeq and is a predicted model, not a curated record. Gene Ontology annotation, biological process: regulation of transcription by RNA polymerase II; Notch signaling pathway; regulation of neurogenesis. Lineage: Eukaryota; Metazoa; Chordata; Actinopteri; Cypriniformes; Catostomidae. The coding region runs from base 512 to 1435 and encodes 307 amino acids. Gene Ontology annotation, cellular component: nucleus.